UUUGCAUGCUUUGGAAACAUAGCUUAAGACAGAAAAUGUAUGUUCUAAUGUAGGAGUAAGAGUGACAUUUAUUUUACUGUUGAUGCUUGAUGAGAUCAUCAUGGGAGUAAACAAUGGCUUAAUUUUGCUGGAAGGAGAAACUAAAGCCACCACAGGAAAAUUUUCACUCAGUGACCACAGACAGUUGGCUCAUUACUUAUCUCUGCUCUGCUUCCUGCUCACCAUCGUGACUCUGUUGCAGACUCUCUGCUUGGUUCAGAUCACCUUGACAUCUCAGUCUCAGUCAACUCUGCAAGAAAACAAACUGCGAGAGCUGACAAACAGGCUGGAGAAGCUCAACCAGUCCCAUCACCUCUUGUUCAUCCAGUAUCCUGCUCUGAAUGAGUACUGUCCCACUAGCAACUCCUCUACUGGUGAAAGAGAGUGCAGACCAUGUCUGGCUCACUGGACUCUUCAAGGAGAGAAAUGUUUCUAUUUCAGUGAGGACAGAGCAGACUGGAUCAGCAGUCAGUACCAUUGCAUGUCACAGGGAGGCGCUGUGGCUACAAUCAAAACAGAGGAGGAGCAGGAGUUUCUAUUUAAAAUGGCCCAGAGCCUGAGUCAGGGAGACUCAUACUGGCUCGGUCUAAGGGGCAGUAGUGUGGACGGUACCUGGCAGUGGAGUGACGGCACCCCCUUGGAGAAUGGACCACAGUUUUGGGAGCAUCAGCCAGAUAUCACAGGAGAGACCAAGGAGCUCUGUGGUCGACUUACACCCGGAGACAACUACAGGAGGAGCUGGUUCGCCUCCAGGUGCUCUGGUCACCUAAGGAGGAUCUGUGAGCGCAAACAAGCUUCUCUACAGUGACCGGAGACAACAUUUGUUCAGUUUUUCUUUACCUCCUAAGUCUUUUCUCGUUUAUAUUGGGCUUGUUAAACAUAGAGAUUAAAAUGUUGGAAAUCAUACUGAUUUUCCCACAUUUUCUGUUGCUGUAUGAUGAAGUAGAAAAAUUCUAGAAGAUCUAGAUGCAUCUAUUUGGCUUAUGUUGGCAGAAUAACCUUUAUUAUAAAUGGGAUGGUUUUGUAAUGUUAUUCAUUUAAUUAUUAUUCACUCAUUUUGUUCGCCUGUUUAAACCCUACUUGUGCUUUCUACUAUUCAUUUUAAAAAUGUAAAAUGGUGGGUUUUAUUUACAUUUUGUCCUCAAACGUUUAUUUGUUUAUUUUGUGAUUUUAUAGUUCAGCUAUUUCUCUCUUGAUGUUGUAAUUCUGGAUUCUUCUUUGCUUUUUGUCUUUGCUAAAAUAAAAUAAAACAUUUUCUAAUUAU
Girardinichthys multiradiatus is the source of this 1303-nucleotide messenger RNA. RefSeq names its product C-type lectin domain family 1 member A-like. The coding region runs from base 83 to 847 and encodes 254 amino acids. The transcript is spliced from 6 exons. Lineage: Eukaryota; Metazoa; Chordata; Actinopteri; Cyprinodontiformes; Goodeidae. The record is from RefSeq and is a predicted model, not a curated record.